Messenger RNA from Colias croceus (clouded yellow), 1811 nucleotides. RefSeq lists its product as uncharacterized. Bases 360 to 1595 code for a protein of 411 amino acids. Lineage: Eukaryota; Metazoa; Arthropoda; Insecta; Lepidoptera; Pieridae. The record is from RefSeq and is a predicted model, not a curated record. Gene Ontology annotation, molecular function: nucleic acid binding. Gene Ontology annotation, biological process: DNA integration. The transcript has 2 exons.
UGGCGCAAGAUGACUCAUCAUGGCCAACCCAACCAACAAGCUAUAAGCAAUCUGAAUUACCAGAAUUUAAGGUUCAAUGUAACUUGUCGACUACUCAAUUAGAUCAUAUCACAUAUUAUUCAAAUUUAUUUAAACAAUUCUCUAGUUUCAACCGAUUACAACGUAUUGUGGCUUACGUUCAAAGGUUCAUUCAUAAUUAUUGUAAUAGGAAAAAUAAGCGUAGUGGUCACCUAACAAUCCAUGAAGCACAGCGUGAACAUUUUUCACAAGAAUAUACGUUAUUGAAAAAUAAUAAAAAUUUACCUAUUAAAAAUUCAUUAUGCAAUUUAAAUCCAUUCUUUAACAAAGCUGACGAACUUAUGCGAGUGGGAGGUAGACUUAAUAACUCUUUUUAUGAUUUUGACACAAAACACCCCAUAUUGCUUUCAUCAAAGCAUCACCUCGCAGAACUCAUAUUCAGACAAUAUCACAUUUGGCUUAUGCACGCUGGUCCACAGUUGCUUUUGGCUACCUUGCGUCACAAAUUUUGGGUUAUUGGGGGCAGAAACUUGGCUCGCAAAACAGUUCAAAGAUGUAUUAAAUGUUGUCGUUUCUCGGGAAGGAUUAUACAACCAAUCAUGGGCAAUCUUCCCGAACAGCGCUUGCAUGCUGAGUUUCCGUUCACCAACACUGCUGUUGACUACGCCGGGCCGGUCAUGAUACUGAACCGUAAGGGAAGAGGAAGUAGAACUAUGAAAUCUUAUCUUUGCAUAUUUGUGUGUUUAGCCGUCAAGGCCGUGCACAUAGAACUUGUGACCGAUCUGAGCAGUGAGUCAUAUUUAGCUGCAUUAAAUAGAUUUAUUGCUCGUAGGGGCAAACCAACAAACAUUUUUUCUGAUAAUGGAACAAAUUUUGUAGGCGCAUGUAACGAAUUAUCUAAAUUCCUUAAACAGAAUUCUGAUACUAUUAAAUCACAAACAUCGAACAUGUCAAUUAACUUUAGAUUUUCACCAGCUUAUAGUCCACAUUUUAACGGAUUAGCUGAGGGUUCGGUUAAAUCAUUUAAACACCACUUGAAGCGAGUAGUAGGUUGUACUAAUUUAACUUAUGAAGAAAUGAAUACGGUUCUUGUACAGAUUGAGGCGAUCUUGAACUCAAGACCCCUCACCCCUAUUUCUUCAGAUCCAUCGGAUCUUACAGCUCUCACACCAUCGCAUUUUUUAAUUGGACGAACAAUAACAUUUCUGCCUACUCCUCAGGUCAAGGAAACUACUGCUGUGCACACUCUUUCCCGAUAUAUGAGAACACAGCAACUGAAAACCCAUUUCUGGAAUAGAUUUCAUAAAGAAUACAUUACAGAACUUCAAAAACGACAGAAAUGGCGCAAAGAUGGAGGACAGCUCAAACUGGGAGAAAUGGUCGUAGUAAAAGAUGAGCGACUGCAUCCCAACCAGUGGCUUCUGGGACGAGUGACUCGCCUCCACCCCGGCUCCGACGGCGUGACCCGCGUGGCUGACGUCCUCACCUCUUCAGGGAUACAACGACGGGCCUUUAACCGACUGUGUCCCCUACCCAUCGAAGAUCAGAACUCCGUUCCUGGGCCGGCAACAUGUUGACGCCUUGUGUGCAAAUUAUUAAUUAUACACACACACACAGGCUCGCGUGGGCUCAUCGGCCGAUCGCCCCUCCCGCCCCGCGCGCCUUAUCCAGCGACCGGCACUCUCAGCUGCGCGGCUCGUGCGAACAGUCGAACACACGCAUUAAUAAUUACAAUUUGUUUGGACUUGUCUUUAUGUAAAUUGCCGAGCACAAAUAUAAACCUUGAACUACCA